AUGUCGCUUUCAGAUGACGAUUUUGAUGACGACGACGAUGAAAUUUUACUUGCAUUAACUAAAGUUAAAUCAACUCAAAACAGACAAGUAACAACUCCAAAUAAUAUUGAUAAACCAACACAGAAUAAUAAUAAUACACAGCUACCUAGCGAUGAUAUUCAAGUUAGGUUAAACCGCUCAGAUGGAGAAAUUGCAAUACUUCGAGCACAACUUCAACAAUUGCAAAAUCAAAAGCAAGAAGACUUGAAUAAGUUGAAAGAAUCGUAUAAUAUUGAUAAACUAAAAAAUGAUGAACAAUUGAAAGCGCUUAAGUUCACUGUUCAAAAGUUAGAGGAUGAAAAGAAGUUUUUAAAUAAUGAGCUCAGGGGUGCAACAGCAAUAAAAAGAAGAAAGCUUCCAAAUAGGGUUGAUGAAUCUAUGAUGGAUAUAGACGCGAUGUCCAUUCUGGACCCCCAACAAGCUAAUGGAGUAACAUAUAAACACGAACAAGCAGAAUCUGUUGAGCCAGAGACGGAAUUGAGGCCCAUAUUACCACAAAAAGUUAUAAAGAUACAAAAUGAUGCGUCGCUCUUCACUGAUCAUAUUUGGAAUCAUUGCAUAAAUGGGAGUAAGCGAUCAACACUCAACUACCUCAGCAAGAUCUAUGUGGAUACUGAUAUUCUGGUUCAUGACUUUAGAACAAAUGCGAAAAUGCCCUUGUCUACUGCCAUAACUGAAUAUCUCAUGUUGAAGAAAAACCUGAGGCUAGAUGAACUUGUUGCAGAAUUCACGCAAACAUUAUCUGACUUAGUCGAGAUCCUUGUGGAAAAGAAGCUUAUCUUAUCAAUCCCUUUUUUACUAGCAUUGAUACACGCGUCUUUGAACUUUAGAUCAUCAGCAGUCAGUCAAGCAUCUAUUAAAGCAUUAUUAGAAUCAAUUUGCAAAUUAGCGUUAAAUUUUACAUUUUUAUUAGACUCGAGUCAGGACGAAGAGGAUUUUAUAAAUUAUCAUGAUGUGCCUAAUCAGGUCAUGGUGUUAGAGAAAUUUGCACUUGUAUGCUGUCUUGAUAUAAUAGAAAAAUUGAUGUCUUUAUCCUCGCUUUUUGGAGCAAGAUUUAUUGAUACAAUUUGGAAAGAAAACUACAUUAAAGUUGAAUUAUUUAGAAAAUGCCUACCCGAGAAUACUGAAAGAUUCAAAAAUUUUGCACAGAUUAAUUUGAUUUAUAAUUUUGUUGAAAUACUAAUGUCAUCAAUAAGUGAAACCACAUUUGCAUAUGAUGGUGCACCUAAUAAGGUGCUGAAUGAGUCUAUAAUAAAUUCUCUUUUAAAAGUAUUUCUUAUUGAUUUACCCGUUAAAGAUGAUUUCAUGUUCUAUGGGUUGAAUAGGAUAAUAGGAAACAAUAUUGAUUUUAACAAAGUGGAUUGCAUAAUACCAACUUCUGAAACAUUGCUAAACCAUUCAAUGAUAUGUAGGCCGUGUCCUAUUCCCUAUGAAUAUUUACUAGAAAAGAUGGUUCCAGUGAAGAAAGAAAAUAACUUGAACAGCAAAGACCUACAGAUGAAUCAAUUAGCAUUCGAACUACAGUCGAAGCAUGAAUUUCAUGUCCUUAAUCUAAGGUUAAAAGUCGCAACUUUGUUAGAGUCCUUUAUUGUGACAAAGUCAAGUACACAGAUAUUUGAGCUGAAAGAAUAUAUCAAGUCCAUCGUAAGAACUAUAGGCUUUGAACAGGUUUUCAUAAUGAGAUCUCCUAGAUCUAGAACAAUAUAUUUAAGAAUUCAAAUUAUAGCCGUACUAGUUAGAAUUCUUAAUUAUAUUUCAUCGGAAGUUCGAGGUCUUAAUAAUUUGAUUUACCCCGAAACAUUGUACGAAAUCUUUGUUAUACUUCUGAGAAUUGCGUUUGGAUCCAAUUCACUCUCUUCCGAAGCACAUAGUCUACUUUUGGAAAUCAGAAACAGGUACAAGUACGAUAAGGCCGUGUUCAACGAUAAUUGCGAAAGAAAAGCUCGUGAGAUAAACCACAUCACAUUUAGUGAUCUACAUACAGAUGGGAAAGUGGUAGCAGAUAUCGAAAGUGAAUUGGCCAAUGGAUUGGAGUUCCCCUAUGAAACUGAUACUAUUGAAUUAGCCAGGGAAAUAUUGGAUCUCUGUGUCACUCAUGAAGAAGCCGAUAACUUGUACUUUAACAUGAAUAACGAAGACUUCAACUUUGACGAGAUGGCCCUAGUCGAUGAUUGA
This is a messenger RNA of Debaryomyces fabryi, 2214 nucleotides long. RefSeq lists its product as uncharacterized. Gene Ontology annotation, biological process: DNA damage checkpoint signaling. The record is from RefSeq and is a predicted model, not a curated record. The transcript has a single exon. NCBI's taxonomy places the organism in Eukaryota, Fungi, Ascomycota, Pichiomycetes, Serinales, Debaryomycetaceae. The coding region runs from base 1 to 2214 and encodes 737 amino acids.